Syngnathoides biaculeatus (alligator pipefish) is the source of this 5390-nucleotide messenger RNA. RefSeq names its product galactokinase 1 (gene galk1). Gene Ontology annotation, molecular function: galactokinase activity; ATP binding. The record is from RefSeq and is a predicted model, not a curated record. Bases 11 to 1399 code for a protein of 462 amino acids. Gene Ontology annotation, cellular component: cytosol; cytoplasm. Gene Ontology annotation, biological process: carbohydrate phosphorylation; galactose metabolic process. The transcript is spliced from 9 exons. Lineage: Eukaryota; Metazoa; Chordata; Actinopteri; Syngnathiformes; Syngnathidae.
CUUCAGCUUGAUGGCCAGUCUGGUUCCAAGUUUGGGUCAGCUUGUUUCGGACGCUACUUGUUUGUUCAAAAAGUUGUUCAACGAUGAGGCUCCUAAAAUUGCAGCAUGUGCACCGGGGAGGGUCAACCUUAUUGGGGACCACACGGACUACAACCAGGGAUACGUACUUCCAAUGGCACUAUCCCUGGUCACUGUGGUGGUUGGAAGUGCCUCGUCUGGUCAGGAGGCUAUCAUCGUCACUGCAAGUGAGCUAGCUGAUGAGCCAAAGAAGGUGGACUUGAGUCUGCCAAAUGAGGGAUUCCCAUCGUUUCCAGGGUUACCACAUUGGGCGAACUAUCUGAGGGGCAUUAUGCAUCACUACAGAGCACUUCCCCUUCCUGGGUUCAGAGCUGUGGUGGUGUCCAGUGUACCACUUGGUUCAGGUCUGUCCAGCUCGGCCUCUUUGGAAGUGGCAUUUUACACAUUUCUACAGCAACUCAGGCCAGCUCCAGUUCCUGCUGCAGCAAAACACCCCCACAACAUGAUGCUCCCACCCCCACGCUUCACAUUUGAUGAUGGUGACAAAGUAGCCAAAGCAAUUGCAUGUCAGCAAGCGGAACACACUCAUGCUGGUGUGCCGUGUGGCAUUAUGGAUCAGCUUGUGUCAGUUCUCGGGAUGGAGGGGCAUGCUUUGCUGAUUGACUGCAGGUCUCUGGAGUCCAUUCCUGUCCCGUUAUCAGAUCCAGGCCUCGUCUUUCUCAUCACCAACUCCAAUGUAAAACAUUCUUUGGCAAGUAGUGAGUAUGCCUUGAGACGAGGACAGUGCGAGAAAGCUGCUUCCAUCUUGGGGAAACCCAGUCUAAGAGAUGCAACCGUGAAUGAUCUGGAAGAUUCUCACAGUGGACAUGGACCUACGAUGAAAAUUUCAGACCCUUCCAUGAUUUCCAAGUGGGAGGAUUUUCAUUAUAGCAGGGUGUCCACAUACUCUUACUGUUCAACAUUAUUCGUAUUCCCAGUUCCUGCCUGGCAUUGCAACAAGCUAACAUUAUAUUCUCUCUCUCCAUCUCAAGAGUCAAGGGCUCAACUAGAUGAUGUGACCUAUCGUAGAGCAAGUCAUGUGAUUGGAGAAAUCUGCAGGACUCUCAAAGCAGCUGAAUCCUUCAAAAAUGGUUCCUUCCAAGAAUUUGGCAAAAUCAUGGUGGAAAGCCACAACUCCCUCAGAGAUUUAUAUGAGGUAAGCUGCAAAGACCUGGAUGACCUGGUGUGUGCGGCCAUGGAGGUGGAGGGAGUGUUUGGGAGCAGGAUGACUGGUGGAGGAUUUGGAGGUUGUACAAUAACUCUGCUGAAGGCUGAUGCGAUUCACAGGACUAUACAAAACAUACAGGGAGUCUGCAUUCUGGAGCUUUUCGGGCCCCAUUGAGAUGUAUUCGGACUUUCGGACUGGUGCAUGGACUGUGCUAUGGACGGUGAGUCGUGGAAAGACUCCUAUGGAUUCUCUACGCGACGGACUUUAGCAGUGUCACAAGCAGUGCACUAUAGUGAGGAUGGCCACAGUUUAAAAUGUCUUUUGUUUCCAUGCGUGCGCGUGGUUUGCCAUGUUAGAUUCCACGAUUGUAUACUUGGUAUUUUACCGGUCUAUUUGUUUUUGCCAAUAUUCAUUCACAGUGCUGUGCAUUCUUUGUCUUCCAGUUUAGGGCCUCUUCCAUUUGUCGCCAGAAGAGUUUCUAAUGGAUGUUUGUAGAGGAGUUUCUGCUCUUUCUGUUGGCAGAAACGUUUUUUUCUUAGUGAGAAACCUUGGCACCACACUGAGGUUAUGUCGUCAAAUACAUAAAUUCAAGUUCUUGAAUAUGAGUUGGCAAGUCGGUUUAUUUGGCUGUCCGGUGUUCACUUGGUGCCUCGGGGCUGACAAGGGGACACAGGGACUGUUUCAGCCUCAUUAGAAAAAAUAUUUUUCCUAGUCAAUGGUUAACCUUAAAAUCCCACUGACAUGAAAAGUAUGAUUUUUAAUAUGUUUUUCAUGGAAAAAAAAGGCUUCCAGGAGGGACCCAUCUGAUUUUGACAUUGACACAUGGAUUUUUGUAACUCCCACCAUGAAAAUCUUCUCAAGGGAUUUUUUGGGGAGAAGAAGUAGGGAGUGUUGUUAUUAGCAGACGCCCACUCAGGCAGGUUCAUGUGUUGAUACCAGUUUUACUUGCAGGAAGGUAGCUCUUUGUUCCUUUGUGUUAGCCAAAAUGCCAGUUGGUUGUAUUGCUGGAUAUUGCUCGAAUACUCGGGAAGAAGGAUUCACUCUUCACACUUUUCCAAAACACCCAGUUCGUCGUGAAAAAUAAAUUGAACAGGCGCAAAGGACGAGAGCUUCAUGGGUUCUGAAUGACAAGUAUGUGUGGAUAGAACAAUUAAAAAAAUAAUAGUUUGGAGGGCGGGGGGGCGAACGUAAUCCUUCUUUCACUUAGCGACAACAAUGCUCACGGCCGGGCCACAGUGGCUCGUCAAUGCCCGCCGGGGUGGCUCGUUGUGGCGCCUGGCCGCUUGACAGCGUUGUCGUCGCUCUUGGCUGAGUACACUACAUACUGUCAUACAUACUGUCACGGAGUUUGUUGGUAGUUAGAAGUGAUCCACAUAUCCUCUAAAUAUGGCUCAAAGCGAUGGGGUAAUACUGCCCCGGUCACUUCACUCGAUUGUGAGAUGUUCUCUUCUUCAAAAUUAGCUUCCAUGUCAGAAGGGGCGUCGGAAAAAUUUCGAAAAUCUCCCAUAGCAGGUGCCACUACGUGUUUUCAAUGGCCAAUGUCCCAUUGUGGCAUCUGCUGAUUACGUUGUCUGUAUUUUUCAUUACAAUAUCUAUUUUACAAUGUUUAUAGGCAUGUCAAUGGGACUUUAAGUUGAUGCCUCUGAGCAUUUUAAGGAUUUCUUGAUCAAUAGAUUCUUCCAAAUUGUAGUUACUAGUUUUGUAUUUUUAAGGGCAAAUAGUGGGUUCUGAACUCCAAUCAGGUGUCACUAGGUGGCUCUGUUUGUCAUGAGUUUUGGCAACUCAUCAGAGGGGGGUAGGUAGUGUUUUUUUUUUUUUUGCAUUAUAUGAGAUAAAACCUGAGUGAGGCGAAUUGAAGUCUGAGCUUAGAAAGUAAGAUGGACAAACUACUUAAGUAAUCUACUUUAAAGGAACUGUAAGGUCGACUUCAAAGGAAUUCAUGGCCAUUUGGGGUUUUUAAACCUUCACUUUGCUAUUCCUCUCACGCUUUUGCCUUGCAGCUCCAUCCUCAUCGACCUUCUAACAAUAUACUCACUCUCUCGCCUCUGGACAUCUCCAAACCAUCGAACUCUGCUCUCUCGCACCUUGUCUCCAAAACAUCCAACUUUGGCUGUCCCUAAUCCUGUCCGACCUGCUCACUCCUACCAAGAACCUCAACAUCCUCAUUUCUGCCACCUCAAAUUCUGCUUCCUGUUGUCUCUUCAGCACCACCGUCUCUAAUCCGUACAUCAUGGCCAGCCUCACCACUGUUUAAUAAGCUUUGCCCUUCAUCUCUCUCUUCUGUCACAUAACACACCAAACACCUUCCGCCAGCUCCACAGCCAUCUCUCCAAAUUGCUUCCAUACUUCCACAGGUAUGUCAUCAGGACCAAGCGCUUUUACAUUUUUCAUACUUUAUAGGACCUUUCUUCCCUUUAACUUCCCUCUUCCUUAUCAUUGCCACUUCCUGGUCCAUCACACUUACCUCUUCUACUCUUCCUUCUUUUUUAGGUGAACAUUCAUAUUUGUUUUACACUGGAUGCCCUUCCUGACACAACCCUCUGCAUUUAUCCAGCCUUAGGACCGGUCUACAGACUGCACUGGCUUGUGCCCACAUAGGGCUGCUUUGAAAGAAAGAAAUCUAUUAUUGAGAAAGACCUGUGAACUGAUGAGAAAAUUGUGUAUUUUCUCUUUAUGCAGUGUUUCAGCCUCCCUAUGUCAACAAGACCAAAGACAUCCAUAUAGUGUUAUAAUAUAUUGGAACAUUUUUGCUAUUUUUAAGAUUUGAACAAUCUAUUUGUGAAUUUAAUGUAAGAUUAAAAUAUCUUCCAAUAAUAAUUAUAGAAUUGUCUGAAAAGUUUAAUCAGUGUGAAAAUUUUUUAUUUGGAGUGCAUACACUGACAUACGAGGCCCCGUAACUCAGUGGUUAGAGCACUGGUUUGGUAAACUAGGGGUUGUGGGUUCGUAUCCUACUGGGGCCUCCACUCCCUGAGAAGGGUUGCGUCAGGAAGGGCAUCUGACAUAAAAAUUGUGCCAAACAUAUAUAUGCGUUCAUCUGAGAUGACACGCUGUGGCGACCCCGAAAGGGAAAAGCUGAAAGAAACACACACAUACACUGACAAUUGUAUCAAGCUUGUUGAAUAUUGUCGCCUGUAAAAUUAUACUAUACUGUACUAUUUUUUGGAAAAGGUAAUCUUAUAUAGACAAGUAUUAAGACUCCUCUUUGUCUGCAGUUAUAGAAGGUCGACAAAAUAGAGUAUAAUUGGAAUCAAUGAGGCAUUUCUCUUUUGGUUGCCUUUCUUGUAAUAAGAGUACCGGUAAAUCAAUUUUAAAUUUGACAAUAUAAUCCAUCAUCUUAAUUCUCUUGGCCCGUGAUCAAAUGCCAAUGACAUUCCAAGAGACAAAAGACAAGUGUGACGUAAAAUGGCUCUGUGCAUCAUAAUUUUAAAUAAAUUACGAAUUAUGCAUUACUUAUUGUUGCUUUUAUGAGUUUUCAGGAAAUGUUUUAUUGUAUUGAUGAAUUUUAUUUGUAAAAGGUGUUAAAUAUGGUCUCUUAAACAACACCAGGGUAUAGGAGAGUAAUGAACAAAACAGUCAAACAUAAAGUAACAAGAGGAUAAUAUGUUCUGGGGUGAUGGUGAAUUAUGGUGUGCAAGGAAAGAUUUGGGUGAGUCGUGUGUUUAGUGUGUGUGGAACCAAUCGGAACAGGAAACCAGAAAGAUAGGAAUGAAGGUUCGUGCUAGUGGCAUGCGUGAUUUAGUUUUUUAAGCUGAAACAGAAAAGCCUUAAGACAUCAACAAAUCAAAUCACGUACUCAUCCAACAUAGUCAAUGAGUGACGCUGGUAUCUCAAAAUAGUUGACUUUCGACAUGCAUUAAUUGGAGACUCUAAAUUGGCCCAACAUGUUUGUGAGUGUGACUCUUGUCUGUCUACAUGUGUGUAAUUUGACUGGCCAAAUCAUGUUGUACCUUCCCGCUUCAGCUGGGAUUGGCCCAAGCACUCCUGCAACCCUCGUGAGGAUAAGCAUCUCAGAAAAUGGAUGGAUGGAUGGAUGGAUGGAUAUAAAGUCACUUGUUAAAAUAUGACAAACUUUAGAAAACUGAUCUUGAUUAAAAUGCAGCUGAGAACAGGUGUGUCUUCAACCUUGAUUGAAAUACACUGUUUCAGCUGAUUAAGGCUUUCUGGG